GCAAAGCCUAACUGUAAAGUCGGUCGCGUCCAUGUCUGUGACAUCGUUUUUCUCGUCUUUCUUCAACACCGUGCACGGUGACGCACCGGAGGAGAAGCAACCAGAAAGCGAAAACAAGGAGGAGGAAGUUGCUGAGGUGGGGGAACCAUCGAAAGAGUCUGAGGAAGAGGAAGUGGAAGCUGAGGACAUCCACCCUGUCAUUAUAGAGGAGUGCAAAAACUCAGCAGCGUGCGCUUCUUUAACGAGACAUUUCGAACACUGCCAGGAGAAAGUCCAAUCUGGACAAGGCUUUAAAGGCGAGGACUGCGUGGAAGAACUAUUCCACCUGAUGCACUGCGCCGAUGCUUGUGCUGCACCAAAAUUGUUCUCCAAGCUCAAGUAGACGCUAGGGUUAAUACUACAUUACAAUACACGCUAUCGUUCUUGAGGAGCAAUACCAUUUAUCUCUCCUGCCACUAAAUCCUACUGAGGAUCAUGUUGAUCAGUAGAUGCGCCGACAUCAUACUGCUGUCGGGCUGUUCUCUCGUUUGAACUGCACACUGUCAUGCGGUCUUGGUUCCAUUUGUCCAGUUUAAGACCGUUGGUUUUGAGACUAUGACCGACAUGUGGCCGAUGAACAAAAUUUGAACGAUUUGUUUGUGAAAAUGGUCUUGUUUCUUGUCCGUUGGGGCGGGGCCCUAUGUCGGAUACUAC
Suillus fuscotomentosus is the source of this 693-nucleotide messenger RNA. RefSeq names its product Non-heme 11 kDa protein of cytochrome bc1 complex. The coding region runs from base 32 to 382 and encodes 116 amino acids. The record is from RefSeq and is a predicted model, not a curated record. The transcript has 7 exons. Gene Ontology annotation, biological process: mitochondrial electron transport, ubiquinol to cytochrome c. NCBI's taxonomy places the organism in Eukaryota, Fungi, Basidiomycota, Agaricomycetes, Boletales, Suillaceae.